AUGACACAGUUUCAAAGGAUACACCAUGUGAGACUUUGUCUAUUGACCGUGAUUACAUUCACCAGUGCCAUCAACGCCCGGCCUCACCAUGGAGGGCCCCAUGAAUCCGGACCUCACUCUCAUCAAAGUGGAGAAACGGCAGAACCAAGACAGCCUCGAGAGAUGACGAGCUCGGCCAUGGCACAUCCUCAUCGGAGAGAGAACCCGGCAGUGUACCAAUUUGAAAACCCAUUUGGCCAAUCCUUCAACCAGCGGAUGGGUCGAUCUGAGCAAGCUAAGCAUCAUCAUGAGCUACCCUCACAAACUAUUGCCGAGAGGCGUGUCGCUACCCAAUCACUUUGGCCCAGUAGCUCGUCCCAUUGGGCCGAUGUUCCCAGUGCCCUGACCAAGAGCAGUGACUGGCAUCAAUGGGGAGGUGCUGCAUCCGCACAAGGGGAUCCCAACUCUCUCUAUGGAGGAUCCGAUGAUGGCGGGCCUCCGCAACGCAAGCGUCAUAUUCAAAAGGGUGCCGGUUAUGGGCAAGAGAAUAGUUUUGAUGAUGAGGGUGACAAUAUUGAGUUGGGCGAAGACGAAUUCUCCUCCCCUGGCCCGGGUCAAGGAUACGAGGAAGAAGGACCUGAUGGAUAUCAAGGCGGGGAUGUUUCAUCAUUUGGCGGACCCUCGGGAUUUGAGUCACAAGGCGGCUUUGAAGAAGAACAAGAUGGAUAUCAAGGAUCACCAAGUGGGUAUAACAGCCCCCAAGGCGUUUUUGAGGGACAUCAUGGAGAUUUUGAUGAAGAGCAAGGCGGGUUUGAAGGACCACAAGGUGGCUUUGAGGCCACACGUUUUAAACCCUCGUCCAACCGGCCUUCAUAUGAAAACAACUACGAGCCCCAAGUGGUUGAUCGAGGUUCUAGCUCGCCCAUUGGACAUCCUGCUGGCUUCCAAAGCGCCUUCCCAAAUAACUUUGAGAAAUUCAAGGAAUCCGUCCAAGUGGAAACCACCCAUCCCUACACCAAUGAUGAAGAGUCCGGCAACGGGUUUGCACCGCAAGGAUUUCCCAAAAACUUCCCCUCCAGUUUUCCUGGGAACAUCAAAUUUCAGCCCUCUAGUGACCAUGUAAAGGUGACCCAAGAGUUUCAUUCUAAUCAAAACUUCGGCGGACCAGAGGAUUAUGAAAGACCCCAAACACCACCAGGGUACAACCCUCCAAGCUAUUCCGUACCCGGUCAGCUAACUCCUCUCCAACGCCCUGAGCGCGACUCCUCUCCCAAUCAAUUUGAGAACACUGUGCAACAUGGCACUGGCGAGAGCCACUCCUACUUUUCUCAUGGCGAUUUUGGGUCCAAGACACCCUCUCACAACGGCCCCAGUCACAUCGUUCCUAUUCCCCAAAGAAGCUCCCAAACUUUUGGAGCACUCCCACCCAACUAUGGCGCACCCCCACCAAGUUAUGGCGGAGCCCCACCCACCUAUGGUGGACCCCCACCAAGCUAUGGAGGACCUGUGCCAAACUACGGCGGACCCCCUUNUAUUCCCCAAAGAACUCACAACGGCCCCAGUCACAUCGUUCCUAUUCCCCAAAGAAGCUCCCAAACUUUUGGAGCACCCCCACCCAACUAUGGCGCACCCCCACCAAGUUAUGGCGGAGCCCCACCCACCUAUGGUGGACCCCCACCAAGCUAUGGAGGACCUGUGCCAAACUACGGCGGACCCCCUUCAAAUUUUGGACCUCCCCCGUCUAACUUCGGUGGCCCACCUUCUCCUCCUGCCUAUGGAAGUCAUAUCCCCAGCUUUGGGGGGCCUUCUUCGUCAAUCCCUUAUAGCGGAUCACCGCCAAAAUCGUUCCCACCGAAGAAGCCUAAAUCCCUCAAGAGACAGCCAUCGUACUCCCCUCCCCCUCCACCAUCUCCUCCAUCUCAAUCUUUUGUCGAUCCUAAAAGCUUUAAGCCAAUUCAAACCAAAUCCCAGUUUGACGAGAUCAAAGAGAUCGGGGACGAUAUCAUUGAUUCCCAAUUCCAACAAUUCAACGACCGCUUUUCCAGCCAUACCAAAGGCGUCGACACUGACGAGGAUUACCACAAGAGCGACCGAGAUGAGCAGAACUUCAAGUACAACAAGGUCAACUACAGGGAGCCCAUAUCAAAGGUCUACACUCACGAGGAGCCAGAAGAGAACAUUGAAUAUGGGACAUCCUACGGAGCUGUUGAGGCCUACAAAGUAGGUUUUGAAAGUGACAAACCACACCCAGCCCACAUGAUGCUCAACGAUGAGGAUGAUGCUGAAGAUAAAAGCUCAGUGGAGGAGGAUCCCAAGCAGUAUAAGCCUCGCGCGGGCGGGGAUUACAGCCCUUACAACGAGGAGAUUGCCAAACAAGAAGAGGAGAUGAACCGAUACCGCAGCCAAGCCCAAGGUGAAGAGAGUGAAGACGAUGGUUACUACAUUCCGUCCCUUCCCCAAGACGAGGAAGAGACUGACCAAGACAGCUACUUGAAGGCCAAGAAUGACUCCAAUUCCUCCAAGCGCCGCUCAGCCCGUUUUGACGACGAGGACAAGAGGAGGCUUCGCCAAAAGUACCGCGGUAAAAACGUGGAAGCUGUCGAGGACGAGGUGGAUCGAUCCGGAUCCUUCUCUGACGACGAUCUUGUAGACGAAGAGGAGGCCAAGCGGUGGGCCCGUAUGUAUGAAUGGAGGAAGAAGAAUAGCGAGUAGCGAGAAAUAAUAUGACUUAGCAGAUUAUUCCCUUGGAUUCACCAUGAUUUUCAGAUGACGAGUUUCUCAUCUUGAGAGUUUUACGCUUUUCCCUAAAUUUGAAUUUCCAGGAAAUUUCACGAAAAACGCCAAUAUCAUUGAUUGAUACCUAUGUUUUUACCCAGCCUCCCUCGGCCAAUCUAGCGAAAAAAGUGAGUCAUCUCACUUCCAUUUUUGAGAAGUGAAAUGGCAGUGAAAGUACAUAGAACAAGCAAUUAGCCCUCUUACCACCCAUCCAGCCAUCCAUCCAUCCAUCCACAUGUUGUAGUUGCCAAUAUACAUUCUGAGAGGAUGAAUAAAAGUGUCAAAAAAGUAU
Messenger RNA from Tigriopus californicus, 3046 nucleotides. RefSeq lists its product as uncharacterized. Lineage: Eukaryota; Metazoa; Arthropoda; Copepoda; Harpacticoida; Harpacticidae. The record is from RefSeq and is a predicted model, not a curated record. The transcript has a single exon. The coding region runs from base 1 to 2691 and encodes 896 amino acids.